Molecule: messenger RNA, 507 nt
Organism: Brachypodium distachyon (stiff brome)
Lineage: Eukaryota; Viridiplantae; Streptophyta; Magnoliopsida; Poales; Poaceae
Product: vegetative cell wall protein gp1
Exons: 1
Coding region: 1-507 (168 amino acids)
Source: RefSeq, a predicted model, not a curated record
AUGGAGAGUGGUUUGAAAUCCUUGAGCAGCUCAGCGGCGAAAUCACCUUCCUUGAUGGCUCGCAAGCCGUACUACAGCGGCAGCAUCCACCACCACCCUGCCAUGGCGCACCCGUUCCCUCAGGCGCCGGCGCCGGCGCCGGCGCCUCAGCCUCCGCUCCUGCCCCUGCCCGUGCACCUCCAGGCCCCGCAGAGCACCCGCCCGGUGUUGCGAGCCAAGAAGCCGCGCCACGCCGCGCCGUCGUCGAGCCCCAGGAAGCCCGGGGCGUCGGCGCCGAUCGUGGUGGCGGCGCCGUCCAAGAAAAGGCCGGCGGCCGGACAGGAGGAGGCGACGGGGUGGACGUCGCUCUACUCGGUGUCGCCGCCGCCGAGCAGCGUCCCGAUGCCGACGUCGCUCCUGGCCACGGCGAAGGCGAAGGCGCCGACAGCUUGCGCCGUGGAGGUGGCCGCAAGCGGGGCCGUGGACGUCGGCGCCACCGACGAGCUCCGGCGCCUUCUCCGGCUUUAG